This is a messenger RNA of Thamnophis elegans (Western terrestrial garter snake), 2212 nucleotides long. It is a transcript of the gene TCEA3, whose product is annotated as transcription elongation factor A3. The record is from RefSeq and is a predicted model, not a curated record. Lineage: Eukaryota; Metazoa; Chordata; Lepidosauria; Squamata; Natricidae. Gene Ontology annotation, cellular component: nucleus. Gene Ontology annotation, biological process: transcription elongation by RNA polymerase II; DNA-templated transcription. Bases 408 to 1577 code for a protein of 389 amino acids. The transcript is spliced from 12 exons. Gene Ontology annotation, molecular function: zinc ion binding; nucleic acid binding.
CUCGCCCUUCCUGCGCUUUUUCCACCCCGUGAGCCUUUUGCUCCUAUAUUUAGCUCGUCCUCGGGUGCUAAUUUCGACUGCAUGGCAGCCGUUUAUAAGUCCCUGGGUCGCCACUCCCCCUUUUCUCCUGCUUUCUCUUCCCUUGGUCUCAACUUGUAGUUUAGUUGGAGCAAAAAAACUUUUCCUUUCUUUCUCUUCCCCCACUUCCUUUUUAACGCCACAAGCACUUUCCCUUUCCUCCCUUAAAUAAACAAACAGAACCCUAGAAGUGUUAUGAAAACAGACCCCGCGGCGGGUCGUCAUUCCGCCCCCAUCCCCGAGCUGUACUUUUGAUCCACACGUAUAUAAACAAAACACGUAUCUGGACCUUGGGCGGAGAGGGCGCCCGUUUAGGCGGCUGAAGUACCAUGGGGCAAGCGGAGGAGCUGAUCCGGACGGCCAAAAAGUUGGAUAAGAUGGUGUCUAGGAAGAACACGGAUGGAGCGCUGGACCUAUUGAAGAAACUGAAUAGCUGCACCAUGAGCAUUGAGCUGCUGCAGACCACCAAAAUUGGUGUGGCUGUCAACGCAGUGCGUAAGCAUUGCUCAGACAAGGAAGUGGUGGCACUGGCUAAACUCCUUAUCAAAAACUGGAAGAGGCUGUUAGAGUCAUCCGGGACACAGAAAGGGAAGAAGGAGAAAGACAUAGCUGCCUCUGGCUGGAAAGCUGAAGGGCCACUUUCCAACUCUUUGGAUGUAUGCAAAAGUCCUGAUGGAAAGCAGAAGGACAGAGACGCGUCUACUUCCCGAAAGUCACACUUGGAGAUCAAAAAAGAGAGGAGGGACUCCAAAGAUUCAAGAUCUUCCAGCUCUACUUCUAGUUCCUCUACUUCCUCUCCCAAGAGACUCUCGGUGGACAGGAGAACCUCUACCAGCUCCAACCCAGCAGCCUCCCCUCCUGGAUUCCAUAAAAACAAAGAGGAUAGCAAAGAUGAAAGAUCAAAUGACAAAUCUCGAAGUGAGGUGCCCAAGAUGCCAGCCAGCCCUAUCACGCCAACAUUUGGAACUUCUGUCUGCUUCUUGCCCUCGUCCUAUUUGACUGGAGACUCCAUUAGGGACAAGUGUAUUGAGAUGGUCUCUGCAGCCCUGAAAAUGGAUGAUGAUUACAAAGAAUUUGCGGUCAACUGUGAUAAGAUGGCAGCCGAGAUUGAAGAUUGUAUCUACCAAGAACUGAAGGGCACAGAUAUGAAAUACCGGAACCGAGUGAGGAGCAGAAUUAGUAACCUGAAGGACCCCAAGAAUCCUGGUUUGCGGCGCAAUGUGCUGUGUGGAAGCAUCUCGCCAGCCCUAAUUGCCAAGAUGACGGCAGAGGAAAUGGCUAGUGAUGAACUGAAGGAGCUAAGAAAUGCCAUGACCCAAGAAGCUAUCCGAGAGCAUCAGAUGGCGAAGACCGGAGGUACCGCCACCGACCUCUUCCAGUGCGGAAAGUGCAAGAAAAAGAACUGCACCUACAAUCAGGUGCAAACCCGGAGCGCCGAUGAGCCCAUGACGACUUUCGUGCUCUGUAAUGAGUGUGGCAAUCGCUGGAAGUUCUGUUGACGCUCUUUGCACCCAUAUGCCAGCACCACGAAGAUGUUGUGCCUGUUGCAGCCGAAGAGAUAAGAGAACCUUUGAACUGUUCAACUGAUGAAAUAAAAAGCAGGGAAAGGAAAACAGCCUGCCAAGGUUGAAAUGCUGAAGUUUCAACCCCAACCCCAUCGGAUAUCUCUUUUUAAAAAUAUGCAGUCGGUUUGAAUGAAUUACUUCAAUGGAAUCCUAUCUUGGUACUCAUUCAGGUGGUAGAUGGGCGCCCUCACUGAGAGGGCUGUGUGUCUUCUGCAGUUAUAUUAUGCGAAGGCAGACAUUAACACUGAGCAUAGGCCAACAGAUUGUGGAUUGUUCCCUGCUUUUGUGUGGGGAAAUGUAAAAUUUUCCAUUCUUAAGGCUGCAAAAGAUUGGCUUGGCAGUGCAUGCAUGGGCAAUGUCCAGUGAAGUCUCCAAAGCAGAGACCGUUUCUGAUGGCCUGAGCACAUAGGUUCGGAAGGCCUGGCUCUGUGAUCAACCGCUGAUUUGAAUCACAAAGUGUAAGCUUGUCGAGGCAAAUUGAAAGUAACAUUUAAAAUCAGCAACUGUAACGGCAACGGAGGAAAGAAGGAUGGGAUGUAUGCAGUUCUGACUCUAAUUAGGAGUCAAAA